AUGGCUUCUAUGACAUUGAGGCGAUGUGUUGUCGCGGGGCGCUACGCUUCUUCUUCUUCUACAUUUGGAUCCAAACAACAGCAACCGAUUCUGAUUCGAUGCCAAUCGUCGUCUGGUCGAUCGUCCAAGCCGGAAUCCCUGUUGGAUUCGGCAGCGCACUACUAUUCCCAACUCCGCUGGAGAAUUGCCACCAGUUUGACGGAGAGUCUUUCGAAAGACGAGCAAAAGGUGCUGCUAGGUCGGUUGAACAUUGAAAAUCCACAAGAACAAAAAGGCAAAAGUGAGGAAGAAAUUCAACAAGAAACCAAACAUUCCAUUCAAGAAGCCGUGGCGGCAGCACGGGCCGAAGAAGCGCAAAAGCUAACGGCAGCAUUGAAACAACAACAAGCCAAACUGACCGCCGAGGCGGAAGAAGCUACCCGAAAACGUGUGGAAAAUGAACUGAUCAUCCAACAACGACGCUUGAACUUUGAAACCUGGCAGAAGGACGUGGAAAAAGACAAGGAGGAAAAACAACAGAAACUAGUGGCCGAAAAAGAAGAACAGCAAGAGUCGUUCUAUCAAGAACCCACUGCCAUUAGUGAUCAUCCCAUUUUGGGAACUGCCAUUGUCGAUUUGGGAUACAAGCGAAUCCAUAUCACCAGCAUUCAGGUCCUUAAAACACUUCCUGUCUGGAAAAAGCAACGCACGUAUCGUCACAAGAGAGCCAAGGACAUGGCAGAAGACAAAAUGAAAACUCUUCAUUUGGGCAUGCCUGGCAUCAUUGCAUUAUACGAGGACUCCAAGGGGGCAUUGAGUAUUAUUGAUGGACAACAUCGAGUCGCAAUGAUGACCCUUUUGGAGGAAAAGAAAGAGGCUGCAGAAGACCAGAGUGAAUUCUUUGAUUUGGACUCCAUUCUAGUCGAAGUGUUUCCAGAAGACAAUCAGCAGGGAACAGACAGCAGCAGUAGUGAAACAUCCUCCUCGGCUCAUGCGCAGGAGAUCUUUUUGGAAAUCAACAAAGCGGAACCCGUCAAAUUGGUAGACUUGCCCGGAAUCAAGCUGACGGAGAAAGAUCGAAAGGUCAUCAACGAUGGAGCAUCCCGCUUGGAAGAAGCCUUUCCGGACAUGUUCAGCAAUAGUCAACGAUGCCGCUCCCCACAUUUGAACAUUGACAAUCUACGCGAUGCCCUGUUUGCUUCCGAAAUUAUCAAGCGACACGGAUUGAAAUCCGCCAAGGCGAUGGAGACGUGGAUGUUGGAACAGAACCAGAAAAUGAAGCAAGAGUACACAUCGGAAACGUCGCAGAAAGCAAAAACUGUUACUCCAUCAGCAUUGAAGAAGGCAAUCAAAUAUGAUUUCUUCUUGGGGCUUGAUAGUUCAUGGUUGUAUGCCUGA
Molecule: messenger RNA, 1377 nt
Organism: Seminavis robusta
Lineage: Eukaryota; Bacillariophyta; Bacillariophyceae; Naviculales; Naviculaceae
Source: the annotation of a GenBank genome assembly